Molecule: messenger RNA, 855 nt
Organism: Paramacrobiotus metropolitanus
Lineage: Eukaryota; Metazoa; Tardigrada; Eutardigrada; Parachela; Macrobiotidae
Product: melatonin receptor type 1B-like
Exons: 1
Coding region: 1-855 (284 amino acids)
Biological process (GO): G protein-coupled receptor signaling pathway
Cellular component (GO): membrane
Molecular function (GO): G protein-coupled receptor activity
Source: RefSeq, a predicted model, not a curated record
AUGCAAACAUUCACCUACGAAAACGUUGGUAGCGAUGAAUUACUUGGAAGUUGCAGAUACGUCCUCAUAUGUCAUCAUGAUUCCUACAACAAAAUCUACACAGGUGGACGCACGAUUGUGUUGUGUGUGGCUGUAUGGACCCUGAUUUACAUGAUCGAAUUGCCCAACCACGUCGGCUGGGGCGAUAAUCGGUUUAGCGAAGUGUUCUAUGUGUGCACAUUCGCCAAUCAUGUACAUUCCUAUGCAUUGUUCUACAUUGGUGUGGGUGUUUGCAUUCCCAUUACCCUCAGCUUCCUGGCCUAUCUGGGCAUCUAUCGUAAAGUUAAGGAUUCCAAUCUCGUCCGGCAUCGUCUGCUGAGCGGCGCCGUGAAGCGCACCCGCGCCGAACGUGUACACCGCAAACAGCGCCAACGACUCUUCCGGCAGAAUGUCAAGAUGGCCCAGGCCCUAUUCCGAGUGUACAUCAUUUUCGUUGUGAUGUGGCUCCCUGUGGCCGUGGUAAUCUUACUGGGUCGCGGGAAAGAUGUUGAUCCGGUGUGGUAUAUUCUGACCAUUCUCCUGGCGCACGGGAACAGUUCAAUUAAUUGUAUUGUGUACGGGGCAUCGAUCGAUCACUUCCGUCGCGGUUACCUGAUCAUUCUGGGUGUGCCGCGGUCGCAGUUGUUGCGCUGUCACUCGCAUUCCUGGAGACAUCGACAGGGCUAUCGUAAACAACUGCCUGAAACGGGCAGCCUCCAGUCGGCAGAUCUAGAGAGUUCGACGAAGAAGAGCAUGCCGGAACUGGAUGAAUUACAAAUGACUGAUCUGUCCACUAGUGUUUAUGGUGCCCGAUUAAGCUGUUCGGUGGAUACCUAA